AUGGCCGACCAGACUCCCGACUCGUGGGAGGAGGAUCUCUCCAGACAGACCGACGGCAUGAACCUGAACAACGGCAACUUCCAAGCCCAAGCAGCGUCAUUCCAGCCAGGCGCUGCCUCAUUCCAACCCGGCGCUGCCGCAUUCGUGCCAGGCCAGCAGUUCCAGCAAUAUAAUCAAGGCGCAUACCCUCAAUACCAGCAAUACGGCCAGCAGCAAGGCUAUUACCCCGCCUAUGGCCAGCAGGGUUACAACCAGUAUGGCGGCCAGCCACAGCAACCAGGCAACUUCAAUCAGAUUUACAACAACAAUUAUGGUGGUGGAUACAACCAAUACGCACAGCAACAACCUUCGCAGCAGCAACCACAGCAAGCUCGUCAGGCUCCUGCUCCCGCUCCCGCCCCCGCCGCUCCUAAAGCCGAGAAGUCCUCUGCUCCUCCCAAGGCCAAAGUCCUUUCAAUCGGCGGCGAUGUGAGCGCUGCCAACGCUGCACCGAAAACAAAAGUCCUCUCCAUUGGCACACCUGCCACCGCAAAACCUGCUGCUGCCGCUGCUGGCGAUAGCAAGGGCCCAGCUGCUGCGGAAGCCGCCAACAAGGUGACGGCCGCAAAGGCGAUUGAAAAGACAGAGAAAAAAGCAGAGGCAAAGGCCGCUAGUACUGGAAAAACAGCGAGCGCCCCUUCAUCGGGUCGCAGUAGUCCAGGACGAAGCAGCCCCGCGCGAGGAGAGAAGAAAGUCGGUCGAGAUAUCGAUUCCGUCGCCCGUGAGCAACAAGCCGAUGUGGACGAGGCUACCUUGAAGGAAAUUUACGGUGAGAAGCGUGAACAUGUCAACAUUGUAUUCAUUGGACACGUCGAUGCCGGAAAGUCAACUCUUGGAGGUUCCAUUUUGUAUGUGACCGGUAUGGUUGAUGAGCGUACGAUGGACAAAUACAAACGUGAUGCCAAGGAAGCUGGUCGUGAGACUUGGUACUUGUCGUGGGCGUUGGACUUGACGAACGAAGAACGUUCUAAGGGUAAGACUGUCGAAGUUGGACGGGCCUUCUUUAAGACGACCCACGAUUCCCCUGACGGCCCCAUUGAGCGCCACUUCACCAUCUUGGAUGCCCCAGGACACAAAUCGUUUGUACCUCAUAUGAUCGGAGGUGCCUCCCAAGCAGAUGUCGGCGUGCUCGUCAUCUCCGCUCGUAAGGGCGAGUACGAAACCGGAUUUGAAAAAGGCGGUCAGACUCGUGAGCAUGCUCUACUGGCGCGAAACUCGGGUGUCCAGAAGCUCGUCGUCGCUGUUAACAAGAUGGACGACCCUACCGUAGAGUGGAGCAAAGCCCGCUUUGACGAGUGCACUACCAAGGUUGCCAAAUUCUUAGAAGCUCUCGGGUAUAAGAAGGCAGACCUUUUGUUCAUGCCUAUAUCCGCACAACGCACUCUCGGCGUCAAAGACCGUGUGCCCAAGGAUCUUGCACCGUGGUAUGAUGGGCCUUCGCUGCUUGAGUAUCUCACCGACAUGAAGAUGCCCGAACGCAAGAUCAAUGCUCCUUUCAUGAUGCCUAUUAGUGCCAAGUACCGUGACAUGGGUACUAUGGUUGAGGGCCGUAUUGAAUCAGGUGUCCUUAAAAAGACCAGCAACUAUCUCAUGAUGCCUAACCGAGACGAAAUCUCGAUUUCUGCUCUUUAUGGCGAGACCGAAGAUGAAAUUGCCACGGCAACCUGCGGUGACCAGGUUCGUAUUCGCUUGCGUGGUAUCGAAGAAGAAGAUAUUCUUCCCGGAUUUGUCCUUUGCUCGCCGAAGAGACCUGUUCACUGCGUAUCUGAAUUUGAGGCCAAGAUUCGAAUUCUUGAGCUGAAGAGUAUUCUCUCAGCCGGUUUCAACUGCGUGCUACACGUCCACUCUGCCAUUGAAGAGGUCACAUUCGCCUCCCUGUUGCACAAGCUUGAGCCCGGCACUGGCCGCAAGAGCAAGAGGCCCCCAGCUUUUGCCAGCAGGGGUCAAACAAUCAUUGCUCGGCUGCAAGUCACUGGAACAGCCGGCGCAGUGUGUGUGGAAAGAUUCGAAGAUUACAACCAACUCGGUCGGUUUACGUUGCGAGACCAGGGACAAACUAUUGCCAUUGGUAUGAUUACCAAGCUGAUCACUGAGGAAUCGGCAUAA
Molecule: messenger RNA, 2145 nt
Organism: Talaromyces proteolyticus
Lineage: Eukaryota; Fungi; Ascomycota; Eurotiomycetes; Eurotiales; Trichocomaceae
Product: P-loop containing nucleoside triphosphate hydrolase protein
Exons: 2
Coding region: 1-2145 (714 amino acids)
Biological process (GO): nuclear-transcribed mRNA catabolic process, deadenylation-dependent decay; translation; translational termination
Cellular component (GO): translation release factor complex
Molecular function (GO): GTPase activity; translation release factor activity; GTP binding
Source: RefSeq, a predicted model, not a curated record